UAGCCAAAGCAGAAAUGAAUGUAAAUUUAUUUCAAAUAAUUAUUUGUUUGUUUGAAAGUUGUUAAAGGUUGUUUAAAAAAGUCUCACAGCGACCAGCAUCCCGGCAUGCGUUGCGGUGGAUGACGCAAUGCUCCCUGUCUCAAUUCUGCAAUUAUUUGCACACUUGUUUACUACGCACUCGAAGCCUUACAGCAAGUGCACUUUGCUGAAGACCGCAUGGCGCAGUGCGAGUAUUGAGAUUGGGUCCAUGUCCGCAUCAACGUGGACCUUGGUGAAGGGUAUUACCCAUAAUCCAUUGCUGUGUGGGAAUUUUUAAAAGAAAGCGAAGCAAAGACUCAAUUGCCUUUUCUGAAGAUAUGUAUUUUCACAUGAAAGAAGUUCAUUUUAAGACAAUUAAUGCUAUUUAUUCAUGGAAUGGAUGUUUUAGACUAAAAGUUCAUGUGAAUGGCAAUUAGUUUAAAAAUUUUCAAAUAAUUGUUUGAAAAUUGUUUAAGAUUUUUUUCAAAGUAGCACAAACCGCGAGCAGCUUGUCGGCGCGCAUUGCAGUCGAUGACGCAAUGCUCCCUGUCCCAAUUCGACACUUUUGUGUAGUACACACUCAAACUCAGAGUUACACACCUCUUAAUGCAAAUUUAAAACAUUCAAUGUGAAAAACAUAUGAACAUUUAACACUUGGGGGGAAACAUCAAAUCAAAUCAUGCUUUUAUUUUGGCACAAACAACUAGACAUGUAAUCCUGCAGACUCACUGAAUAACCAAAGCCCUGAAAUGUUUGACUUUGAUAGAUUUGUUUGUCCAUUCUGCAGAUUUCUGUUUACUUAGGCAGUAGCGGAAGUUUUAGGACAUUCCUGCACUGACUCCAUCCUCUGGGCUCAUUAAAACAUAAGCUCCAGUCAUAAACAGAAGGACUAAUCUUGAGAGGAGAACCUUUGAAUGCAGACUUAUAAAACAAAGUGAGUAAGGACUCAAACGGUUGGAGCAUGUUUCCACCUCUGUGCUGGAUCCGGAAGUCCCUCUGCUGCCGUCCAGGCUGCUGCUCUCUGCACCAACAGGAGGUGCACUCAUGUUUAACUGCAGCUGUUGGGACCAUCCAGAUCAUGGUGGGUGUGUUUAACAUCGGGCUCGGACUGGGAAGAACCAGCACUCGCCCUGGAGAUUUCACCAGCCUGGGAGCUGCUUAUUGGCUGGGAGCAGUGUUUAUUGUAACAGGAAUCGCGUCCAUUCUAGCAGGCCGGUUUCCUUCUUCAUGCUUGAUGGGCUUCACUGUGUUCAUGAACAUCGCUGGUGCUAUCUUCUCCAUCACUGGCCUGGUGCUGUACGCCGUGGACCUGGGAGACGCUUCUCUGCUCUGGGUAUGCGACCGAGAUCCUGAUGCUGAUCUUCAUGAUGACAACUGCAGGAGCGUUGCCCUCUUUGAUCAGAAUUUGCUGACAUCCAUGGACAAAACGUUGACCUUCCUGGCUGUUCUUCUGCUGUUUGACAGGUUAGAAUUUAUCCAUCCAUCCUUUUUCUGCUGCGUAUCCGGAGUUGGGUCACGGGGCAGCAACCUAAGAAGAGAGGUCUAGAUUUCUCUCUAGAUCGACCGGCAUAUCAAGAGCUUUGCUUUCUGGGUCAGAUGUCUCUUCACCAUGACAGACCAGUACAAAGCCUGCAGGACUGCAGACACAGCAUCAAUCUGACUAUCGAUCUCACGCUCCAUUUUUCCUUCAUUUAUAAACAAGACCCCGAGAAACUUAUCUUGUCAGCAACUUGUCAGCUGGGGCAGGGCCUAGGCUUAGUUUUGUUUUUAGGAUAAUCUUAUUAUUUUGUGACUUUAUAAUUGUUUUGUUGAUGUUUGUGAUCUUUGUUUUUGUGAUAACUUGCUAUAUUAAUAAACUUUACAUUGUAUGUGG
Messenger RNA from Nothobranchius furzeri (turquoise killifish), 1891 nucleotides. RefSeq names its product membrane-spanning 4-domains subfamily A member 15. Gene Ontology annotation, cellular component: membrane. Lineage: Eukaryota; Metazoa; Chordata; Actinopteri; Cyprinodontiformes; Nothobranchiidae. The record is from RefSeq and is a predicted model, not a curated record.